UUCUUUUCUUUCAAACAAACUUUCCCAUUCUUCUCUCUCUCACAGUUUGGUUAAGAAAUCCAAACCCAGAAUCCGGUGAGUUUUUGCACUGUUAUUCUCCUUCACAUUUCAAACAUCAUUAAGAAAAUAAGUGAUUUUUUUUUUGUGUCGAAAUUUAGUUCAGCCAUUUUAGUUUGCUGUUUCUUUUUUUGUCUACUUGGUUGAAUUUGCAAGAGCACAGCAAAAGUAGCAAAGCAGAACACAACAAAAACCCUAAAACCCACCUCAAAAAAAAAAAAAAAAGCAACUUUUGAGUCAAAAGCUUCAUUAUUAAUCUUCAUCUGUCUUGAAAACACCUUGAAAAAUUUUAAACAAAAACCCCACCUUUUUCUCUUAAUCCCAUUUCUCUGCUCUUCCAUAAAAAAAAAAAAAAAGGAAGCCCAGAAAAAUAGCAUAUCAAAACCCCAUUUUCUGCAAAACCCACUUCUUCUAAAGACCCAAAAAGAAAGAAAAAUCCAAUCUUUUUUGGUUCUCACCAACACUAAUUUCUUUCUCUGUGCUAAGCCAAAAGGCAAAACCCCCUAGAAAAUGGCAAACCAAAAUCCCAUUUUGUUAUCUUUCUCGUUGUUGUUGUUGAUGAUGAUGAUGACGAGCAAUGUGGUAGUUCUGGUGAGCUCGAAAUCAACAAUCGAGCCAUGCUCGAACUCCGAUUCGUGCAAUGCCCUUCUCGGGUACACCCUCUACACCGAGCUGAAGGUCUCGGAGGUUGCCUCCCUUUUUCAGGUGGACCCCAUUGCCGUCCUCACUGCCAACGCCAUCGACAUCUCCUACCCGGACGUCGAAAACCACAUCCUCCCCGCCCGGCUCUUCCUCAAGAUCCCCAUAAACUGCUCCUGCGUCGACGGCAUUCGCAAGUCCGUCUCCACCCGCUACAAGACCCGCCCCUCCGACACGCUCUCCUCCAUUGCCGACUCCGUUUAUGCCGGCCUAGUGUCUUCUGACCAGAUCAGGGAGGCCAAUUCGAUCUCGGACCCCUCGGUUCUUGACAUCGGGCAGACGCUUACUGUGCCUCUUCCCUGCACCUGCUUCAAUGGGACGGAUAACUCCCUGCCCGCCAUCUACUUGUCGUAUGUCGUCAGGCCGGUGGAUAGCCUUGCCGCCAUCGCCGCGAGGUAUUGGACCACCAUUACGGAUUUGAUGAAUGUCAAUGCCAUGGGGAGUACUUCCAUUAAGGAUGGGGAUAUACUUGCGGUUCCACUACCUGCCUGUGCAUCAAACUUCCCGCGAUAUGCCUCUGAUUUCAGCUUAAUCGUGCCUAAUGGAAGCUAUGCCAUUACCGCAAGUCACUGCGUUCAAUGCAGCUGUGGGCCGGGAAAUCUCAAGUUGUACUGCAUGCCUGCUUCAUUAGCGGUUUCCUGUUCGAGCAUGCAAUGUAAAAAUAGCAACCUGAUGGUUGGUAAUUACACGGCACAGCAGAGUAGUGCUGGUUGCAACGUCACUUCUUGUAAUUAUGGUGGUUUCGUGAACGGCUCCAUUGUCACAACGCUGUCUACAUCUCUUCAACCUCGCUGCCCAGGGGCACAACAGUUUCCUCCGCUUAUAGCACCACCUACUUCGGUAAUUAGGGACUCGAUGUUUGCACCAUCACCUGCACCUCAGUCGGAUGGUCUCAGAACAUUGGCACCAAGAUCCUCGUUGGUGCCUUCGACGACCGGAUCCCUUCCAGGAUUGGCGCCCGUCGGUGGACCCCUGGGAAGUGCUUCCGAUGCUUGCUCCUUGGUGAAUUCUUUAGCCACUUUCCCAAUUGCAUCCUUGUUAUUUUUCUUUUUCAAGUUCGUAUUUGCCAUCUUGUAAUAGUUUUGCUCAUCAGCUAUACUUAGAAGAAGAUGAGGUUUUGUCCUGUGUACGCGGUUGCUUCAUUUCAUGUCAGGUGGUUCUUUUUGUUGUAUUUAACCUUCUAUUUGUUUUCAACUAUAGAACUGAACUUUCGAAUAUCGAAAAGAAUCGGGAUUUCGGGCAAUUACUAUUUUCCUUUAGUGGUUAACUGCUGGAUAAAA
Morus notabilis is the source of this 2036-nucleotide messenger RNA. Its product is annotated as lysM domain-containing GPI-anchored protein 1. Lineage: Eukaryota; Viridiplantae; Streptophyta; Magnoliopsida; Rosales; Moraceae. The coding region runs from base 568 to 1833 and encodes 421 amino acids. The transcript is spliced from 5 exons. The record is from RefSeq and is a predicted model, not a curated record.